This is a messenger RNA of Podarcis raffonei (Aeolian wall lizard), 2643 nucleotides long. It is a transcript of the gene GLP2R, whose product is annotated as glucagon like peptide 2 receptor. The transcript is spliced from 13 exons. Gene Ontology annotation, molecular function: glucagon receptor activity; peptide hormone binding. Gene Ontology annotation, biological process: cell surface receptor signaling pathway; adenylate cyclase-modulating G protein-coupled receptor signaling pathway. Bases 442 to 2010 code for a protein of 522 amino acids. NCBI's taxonomy places the organism in Eukaryota, Metazoa, Chordata, Lepidosauria, Squamata, Lacertidae. Gene Ontology annotation, cellular component: plasma membrane. The record is from RefSeq and is a predicted model, not a curated record.
CCUUUCCAAAUCAGUGGGCACUUAGGAGUGUCAUGUGAACAGAACUCCAAUCCUGAGUCCUUCAUGAUGCUUUUCUUAUUCCUCAUUGGCUGAGAGGAUCGGCAACAAAAAGCAGAUGUGCUUGUAAAGUUUAUACUAAAUUCUCACUGCCCCCCCUUUUUUCUUUCAACACAGAAGAAGCAAAAGGAAACCCGAUUCUAAGAACUCUGCAGGUUGGAGCAGAUUGAUUAUCUGUUGCUUUUUGCUGACAUUCAGGAACUUAUUCUAAUGGGUAAAGAGUCACUCUUUGAAAGUGGAGAUAUUUUCAAAGAACACAGCGGGUGUGACCGAGAUUGCUAAAGGAGAUCACAAGCUAACUGGGUUGCAAGAGUCAGUGACUUGCUUGAGUAUACAAAUUUGCCACCCUGGAUCACACUGGAACACCCAGUAUUCUUCUGCACCAUGAAGCUGUACUCUGGGACUUGUCCCACACCCGUCUUUGCAAUCACAAUGCUGUUUCUGAUCAAACAGGCUGAAGGAUCUUAUGAGAAAAUAAGAGUGAAUUUGCUUAACUAUAAAGAAGCAUGCUUGAAAAUGUUGCACGAGUCUGCAAUCAGCCCAGGAAUAUACUGCAAUGGGAGUUUUGAUGAAUUUGUUUGCUGGCCUCAUUCACCUCCAGGAAUAGUCUCGGUUCCCUGCCCACAUUAUUUACCAUGGAUAGAAAAUGGAAGUGCAAGAAACGUAUACAGAAUCUGCUUGGACCAAGGGAUUUGGAAAAAAGUUGAAAACUCCACUGUGGUCUGGGAUAACCGCACUGAAUGUUCUGGGGACAGCCACUACCAGAGAAAAGAUGAAGAACAAACAUUGUGGAUCUCCACCCUGUACAUUUAUACUGUGGGAUAUACUUUUUCUCUUGUUUCCCUUGUCUUAGCGCUUUUCAUACUGAUGCUGCUCAGGAAACUGCACUGCACAAGGAACUACAUCCAUAUGAAUCUGUUCGUUGCGUUCAUCUUACGAGCCGCAGGAGUUCUCAUCAAAGACAGAACAACCCACAGCACUUAUGUAUUUCUUUAUGUGGACUCUGAAAAGCCAAGUGAUCUAAAUGGAUGGAUAUCAUUCUCAAGUCCAGAGAAGUUGUUCCUGUGCAGGAUGGCUCAGCUUUUGAUGCAUUAUGUUGUUGGGGCAAAUUCCUUCUGGAUUUUAGUGGAAGGGAUUUACCUCCAUAGAUUAUUGGUAGCCACUGUGCUCUCUGAGAAACAUCUGCUGUUGAGAUACGUCUUCAUUGGAUGGGGUUUUCCAGUUCUGUUUGUGGCUUCCUGGGGAAUAACAAAAUACCAACUGGAGUAUGAGGGAUGCUGGGCAACACAUCACAACAUGGCAUUCUGGUGGAUCAUUCGAGGGCCCAUUUUAUUUUCCAUUGUUGUUAACUUCUGCAUCUUUCUAAAAAUUGUGAAGCUGCUACUUUCCAAACUUAAAGCCCAGCAAAUGAGCUUUCGUGAUUAUAAAUUCAGACUGGCAAGAUCAACCCUUGUGUUAAUACCAUUGCUUGGGAUUCACGAGAUUGUCUUUAACUUCAUUGUGGAUGAAAGAAUUGAUGGUUUUUCCAGGCACAUAAAAGUCUUCAUUCAGCUGACCCUGGGCUCCUUCCAAGGUUUCUUUGUAGCACUUUUAUACUGUUUUUCUAAUGGAGAGGUAAAAGCUGAACUGCGCAAGAAGUGGUCCCAUUUCUUGCUGGCAUCCCCCUUUGUCUGCAUGCCGUGCUUUCUCGGAAAGAACAUCAAGCACCUGGGGAGAUGUUCCAAGAAAGAGCAUUCGAACAAUAAUUGCUUCUCCCUGGAGGUGACUCAGCCUCAGAGCACACAAGUGGCAAAGCAGAGGACAGGCGGCAAAGCGGAGCUAAGCUUCGCAUUAAAGCAUAUUCCCAGAGCAAGCCUCUCAGACAGCAGUGAAGGAGAAGUCACAAUGGGGGAGACGACCGAGGAAGUCUUCGAAGAAAGCGAGAUUUCAAUUUGUAACAAAAGCAAAAACUGAGAUACUUGAUUAGAUCAAUGAGGGAUCUUGCGUCGUGUGCCAUGUGGGAACCACUGGAACUGGGGGGGGGGGAGCCCGUGAGAGAAAAAGAUGGUGAAAAUAGCUUCUUAGCAUUUUCCUCCAGGUUGACUCUUCCCAGGUAAAUCCCCCCCCCCCGACAAAAUUAAAGUCAGCCAAGCCUGCUAACUGCAUGAAAAUGGCUUCUCCUUGGUCCUACAAGAACCAGAUAUGAAAUCAGGAAUAAAAGGACUGAGCACCUUGAAAGAGCCUGCUGUUUCUCUUAUGUUUCCCAAUAUCGACCGCCACUACUGGAGCCAUCAAUCUGAUCCCAUGGGAUUGCUCUGCAGCGUCUCAGAAAGGACAACCAUUGCUUUUGUGAUACUGUUAAACAAGAAGCUGAAUUCCAACAAUGACUAAAUGAACAGGAUUGACAUUUAGGAACGUGUGGGAUUGUAUAUAUUUAUAAGCACAUUUUCCAAGCUUUGCUGUAAAAAUUAUGAAAUGCUGAACGGACUUGUUUUUAGGGCACAGCUGCUAAUGCUUCUUUUAAUACAUGUAAUAUACAAAGUUAUGGUUCUUUCUUCCAUUAUCCUACCAACAGACCUGCAAGAGGAGUCAUUAUUACUUCCACUU